Messenger RNA from Volvox carteri f. nagariensis, 2937 nucleotides. RefSeq lists its product as uncharacterized. Gene Ontology annotation, biological process: protein deubiquitination. Gene Ontology annotation, molecular function: zinc ion binding; cysteine-type deubiquitinase activity; protein binding. NCBI's taxonomy places the organism in Eukaryota, Viridiplantae, Chlorophyta, Chlorophyceae, Chlamydomonadales, Volvocaceae. The record is from RefSeq and is a predicted model, not a curated record. Bases 1 to 2937 code for a protein of 978 amino acids. The transcript has 21 exons.
AUGGCCUCCGCAGCCGAAGCCCAGCUGGCUCGAGUCGAUGAAGCAACCCUGGUGCGCGUGCGUCAACUCAUGCACGCCGUACGGGUACCGUCGUACAGUGACAAGGUGUACAAGGACGAGUGUAUGUUCACGUACGACUCUCCCGAGUCCCCUGGCGGACUGUACGUCAACCUCAGCACAUUUCAGGGCUUUGGUGAGGAGAUGGUGGCCCUAGAUCAGCAGCGCACCGGGGCCGGACUCUAUCUGCACCUGCGCUACAAAAGGGCCGCUGGUCAGCUGCUGCUCAAUGCGCCUACUUUCCGACUGGACAAGCGGCAGUCGCUGGUGGUGAUGGCACAGGGCGGGAAAGAGCGGCUGGAGGUGCCGUUGCCCUGCCCCGACCUCCCCGAGCGGGUGCUGCAGUCCAUUGACGGCGUGCAGCGCCACGAGAGUGUGACCGCUGCGGAUGCGGUGGCGGUGUUUGAGGAACCCCGCCGGGUUAGCAAGUACGCAGCGGGUUUGGAGCAGCUCAACACCGGCAGGAAGAUCAGCCCCAACCCCGCCGACUGGCGCUGCGACGAGACGGGCGCCAAAGAGAAUCUCUGGCUCAACCUGUCCACUGGCUUCAUCGGCUCCGGACGGAAGAACUGGGACGGCAGUGGCGGCAACGGCGCUGCGUUGCGCCAUUUCGAGGCCACCGGUCGCCGGUACCCCCUGGUGGUCAAGUUGGGCACCAUCACGCCUCACUCGGCUGACGUGUACAGCUACGCACCCGACGAGGAUGACAUGGUCACCGACCCGCACCUGGCGCAACACCUGGCGUACUGGGGCAUUGAUAUCAUGCAGAUGGAGAAGACCGAGAAGACAAUGUCGGAGCUGCAAGCUGACCUGAACACCAACUACGAGUUCAGCCGCAUCACAGAGGCGGGCGCGGAGCUGCAGCCGCUGUCGGGACCGCGACUGACAGGCCUUAUCAACUUGGGUAAUUCGUGCUACAUGAACAGCGUGCUGCAGUUGCUGUUCACGCUGCCGGAGGUGGCGGCUCGGUACGCGGGGGCCGCCCAGAGGAUCCUUUCCUCCGCACCCUCCGACCCCGCCUCUGACUUGCCCACCCAGCUGGCGAAGUUGGGAGUGGCGCUGGUGCAGGGCCGCACCGGGCACUGCAUGGAUCCGCAGCCGCAAGCGACGACGACGCAGCACCCGGAGGUGGCCGCAGCGGCCGGCGAUGGAGAGGCAGCUAUGGAGGUGGAUAGCGAGUCCGAGCUGGUGCCACUGCCCGACGACGAGCGGUGUCAUGCGGUGCGCCCGCUGGCCUUCAAGUCGGUGGUGGGUCGGGGUCAUCCGGAAUUUUCUACAGGCCGACAGCAGGAUGCGGCCGAGUACUUCACACACCUCAUGGAACUGCCUCAUGAGCCGCUGGUAUCCCGAGCGGAGCACGCCCAGGGGGAGCGACUGGGCGUCACCUCGGUUGCAGCGGCCGGCAGUGGCGGCGCCGCUGCGGGCUCCGGCGCGCUUCCUCUUCCCGCCUGCUUCCGCCUGGGCUUGGAGGACCGGCUCCAGUGCAGUGAGAGCGGCGCAGUGCCCCUGGAAGCGGCUGUGAACUCUGAGGCGGUGGCGGAAUACCGUGACCGACAGGCCAAGCGGCAGAGACUGAAGGAGCAGCAGGCGCAGGCGUACAUUGGUGCUGCGCCCGAGGGCGGCGAGGCGGCAGCAGCCGAUGGCAGCGGCGGUGCCGUCGCCACCGCCGGCGGUGAUGCUGCCGUCGGCAAGGCCGGCGCGCCCCAGGUGUCGGGUCCCGGCAGCGGCGGUCUGGUGGUGGUUGCGGAUGCGGCGGAGGAGGCGGUGCUGCCCCGGGUGCCCUUCGAUGCCUGCCUGCAGCGCUUCAGCGGCACGGAGGCGAAGCUCCCCCGUCCAACAAUCCCCCCGAAGUUGUGGCCCAGUGGUUACCCGUCUUACCUCCGUAAGUUGGUGGACGACUACCGUAGCGCCGCGCUGGGAGGCAAGCGCACCACCGCCACCAAGCGCACCCGGUUCGCCAGCUUCCCGCCGUACCUGCUGGUGCAGAUCAACAGAUACUUUCAGGAUACGGAUUGGACGCUAAAGAAGAUGGAGGUGCUGGUGGACGUGCCCGACCACCUGGACCUGGAGCCUCUGCGGGCCACUGGGCCCCAUCCCGGAGAGCGCAUGCAGCCUGCGGAGCCGGAAGAACAGCAACAACAGCAGCAACAACAGCACGUCGCCGUCGCCGUGAAUCAAGGCGGCGGUGGGGCCGCGGCGCAGCAGCCGCAGCCGCAGCCGGACGAGGCGCUGGUUUCGGCGCUGGUGGACAUGGGUUUCGAAGCCAACGCCUGCCGGCGCGCGGCUGUGGCUGUUUCCAACAGCGGCGCGGAGGCGGCCAUGGAGUGGCUCCUGAUCCACUUGGACGACCCCGAUAUCAACGACCCGCUGCCGGAGCCGACGCAAGCUGGUGGCGCUGGUGGCGGUGCCCCGGCAGCGGCCCCCGCGGACCCGGAGAAGACUUCGCAGCUGACGGCGAUGGGCUUCUCAGAAACACACGCUGCGGCGGCGCUGCAGGCCUGCAAUGGCUCCCUGGAGCGUGCUGCUGACUGGCUGUUCAACCACAUGGACGAUCUGGAUGCAGCAGUUGCGAAGGUGCUUUCCGCUGGCGGCAGCGGCGGCGACGGUGGCGGCGGCACCGCGGCCCCACCGACUGCGACAGCGGCCGCAGCGCCCAGCGGCGGCUCUUCCCCCGCCGGCCAGCUGCUUGACGGUCCGGGCCGCUACGAGCUGGUGGGCUUCAUCUCUCAUAUGGGCUCCAACCUGGCGUGUGGUCACUACGUAGCUCACAUCAAGAAGGACGGCAGGUGGGUCAUUUUCAACGAUGAGAAGGUCGCGGUUUCGGAGAAACCCCCGCGCGACCUGGGCUACCUGUACCUCUUCAGGCGGAUUGAGCAGUAG